This is a messenger RNA of Guillardia theta CCMP2712, 1053 nucleotides long. RefSeq lists its product as hypothetical. NCBI's taxonomy places the organism in Eukaryota, Cryptophyceae, Pyrenomonadales, Geminigeraceae. The record is from RefSeq and is a predicted model, not a curated record. Bases 1 to 1053 code for a protein of 350 amino acids. The transcript is spliced from 3 exons.
AUGCAUGCUGCAUCGUUCUCUUUCAAAGCGCUCCUCCUCCUCCUCCUCCUCCUCCCUCUCCUAUGCUCUAGCACAGCAAACAGCAAAAAUGAUGCCCAGAAUGAGCCCGGCGGUCGCAGAUUGCAGCAGUAUGACGCAUACUCCUCCUCUUCAUCUGUUCUCGCAACUACUACAGCACAAUCUCUCUUUCCAUCAACCACACCCUCACCAUCAGCGCCGUCCGCAUCUCCAGCUGGAGAUAGGAACGUCUGUGGAGAUGGCUUCCUAAGUCCAACUGAGCUGUGUGACGACGGGAACACAAGGAAUGGAGACGGGUGCUCAAGUGACUGCCUAUCCAUCGAACGAGAUCAUCUCUGCUCCUCCUCUGUUCAGGGCAUCAAGCUCAACAUGGCAAAUAGCAUUUACAGCGCAUGCUCUCUUUGUAUGGACAAACCUUAUUCCGACACCGUUACAGAAGAUGAUUUGACAAGGUGCGCAUACUGGCCGAAUCUUGUGCUUGCAGCUGCAAACACCGCACGUGGCAACCAAGUCAUCCUGUCAGCAAUGAUCCCCACAAGCGCGCUGAUGUCGUACAUCAACACCUGGACAGCGACAGAGGUCGUGCCAGGAACUUUCUUCUACAAUCAUCCCACAUACAGUGUUGGUUUCUCUCCAACUGCGGGCAUACAUCUUAAUCCAUACGAUGAUAGUGCGCAGAACUGCUCCGAAAGAUUGAGCUGGCCCAUCGGUCAACCGGGAGGAAGGGCGGGAUGCGCUGGCGAGCUAGACAUGUUUUCAUUGCACAAGCAAGUGUUCGCCUGCCCUGCGACUUGGCUGUGCCCAGAAAAGUCAGCGUGUACCAUCGACGUAUCCUGGGAUACGAUCUUGGAGGAAAAGGGGACAUUCUCUAUCGGCGGUCUGGGAGCGGAGAUGAUCAUUGGGAAGGAGGAGGUGUGGGUUUGCGACAAGGCAAACGCGUGCUCGCCGAACCAUAUGAACGCUCUCUGCUUCAAGUACCAGGAGAGGAACCGAACUUUUAACUCUUGGGGGUUCCAGUCUGAUCUCGGGUUGUAA